Molecule: messenger RNA, 2295 nt
Organism: Pleurotus ostreatus (oyster mushroom)
Lineage: Eukaryota; Fungi; Basidiomycota; Agaricomycetes; Agaricales; Pleurotaceae
Exons: 1
Coding region: 1-2295 (764 amino acids)
Biological process (GO): mRNA processing
Cellular component (GO): exon-exon junction complex
Molecular function (GO): mRNA binding
Source: RefSeq, a predicted model, not a curated record
AUGCCAGUACCCGUAACCUCUACCACUGCGAAAUCGAGCUCUUCAACGGCCACAAAGGCACGCGGUCAAAUCCACGGCAAGAAGACAAGAAGCGGGCGAAGGAGAGGCAGGGCUACGGGUGGUUUUGAGAGCGAUGAGGAGAUAGUGAGGGAGAUUGCCACCGAUUCGGACACUGACGAUGAUUCCUCCUCACUGGACUCGGCGUCGGACUCGGAUACAGAACCAGCAUCAGAGGACGUCAUUACAAACGAACCACACAGCUUGACCCCCGACACCUCGCAGGACACAUCGCUCACAAAGGAUGUUUUGGCAGACGUUAGUGGGGCUCAUGGGGCGUUCUUCACAACCCCUGGAAAUUGGUCUGAGAUGGUUGCCGACGAAACCGCACACGGUCCAGCAGAUUUACCAGUGAUUGACUUCGCAGAUUUCGACGCUCAUGCCGUACAGCCCAAGACAACCCGCCCGCGAAAGCCCAAAGCAGCGAAACAAGCUCCCCCGAAGCCCGAACCACAAUCACCGCACAAAGUCGAUGAUGAAGAGCAACCAUCUUCAUCUCAACUACCUCCACGAACUGUUGGUCAAACUGCUAGACAAGCGUACCAGAAGCGCCUAGAAAACGACCCAUCCUUUGUGCCCAAGGUAGGGGAGUUUUGGGGUCACGAUGAUCGUCUUUUGGAUAAAGACCUUCGCAGUCUCAGUGGAUGGUGGAGAGGCCGUUGGCAGGGACGUGGACGAGGCUACGCACCACGAGGUAGAGGCGGGUUCCACACGACAAGACCGCAGCCAGGCGGUCAAACUGUGGACGAUAAUCCUGAUGUCCAAUUAUCUGCCCCCGUUGAGGUCGCGCCCAUCGAGAAGUCAUGGACCCACGAUGGCUACGAGGAAAUGAGGCUGCGGGAAGAACAACGACAGCACAAGCCUACCCCUGUCCGGGGAGGCUUCGGAAAUUCCCGAGGUAGCUUUGUCCCCUCCCGUGGACGCGGUCGGGGUGGAUUUGCGGCUUCACCUUCAGCUCGAUCUCGUAACAUAUCGACCUUCACACCACCUCCUGGUCGACCUUGGUUCGUCAUGAAACCGGAACGUCCUUUUACUAAGCAACAGGAAGGAUUCCUUUAUCUUGAUCCAGCUCUCAAGCCUCGACACAAUCAAGGAUUCGGCAUUCGGGUUAAACUUCCUGGCAGUCACGGUCUCGUCAUCAGGACACCUUUGAACCCAGCCUCAUCUGCCGCUGCGAAACCCGCACGGGUUGCGCCACCUGUGUCUGCCAAUGGCUCUGAGUACGACGCCAAACACCUGGUAGUUCGUUUACCCGCACGACCCGCUCAAGUGGCAACAGCGCCUGAACCUUCUGCUCUAUCACUCGCCGAGCCUCACGACGACAUAGCGUCCAACAUUGCUUCUGCAUCCGUCGCUCCCGCUGAAGCAAGCCAAGAACCUGAGAUCGCAGUCCAGCCUCCUGAAGCCACUGGGGGAUCGAGUUCCGAUUCUGCUGGCUGGAUCCAACCUUUUGAGAUCAACUUAGAUGACAAUGGCAUCCCAUCGCAACCCGACAGACUCGAUCAGCGGCCACCUCUUCACCCGUUGCAAACGACAUUUACGCCUCCUGUGGCUUCACCGCCGUACGGCUCGCCUUACGCCUAUGCACAUACAUUACCACACGGUGUAGCCCUCAAUCAACAUGGUAUGGCGUAUGAGUUGGCAACUGGCCGCCCAGUUUACUUCCAAUCGCCGAUGCCGCCAAUGUACGAUCCCCGACCUGUUAUGCAUCCAACGAUGCCUCCCUUCGUUCCCGGACAUGUACAUCAUCACUCCAUGGAUUCUCCAGAUCCCGCGAACCCACAAUCAUUGUCUCAUCCCCAGCAUCCUCCACCUAUUAACAACUUUAUCGAUCCUGCCACUGGUGCCCCGAUAUUCUCGCUCCCUCGCCAAACUCGAAUAGAGAUUCGCGCUCCGACCGAGCAAGAUGAAGGGAGAGCGAGCUCCAGUAAGCUGACUCGUAGAGUCUCUGGCCUCCGUGGGGCGGCGGCAACAUUUGAGCCGUCUCGUCCCCUACCCAUGUCAUCAUCCUACGGUCAAGAAACAGGCUUUGCGCCAAGUGUUAAUGAUUCGACAAACGGUGAUGUAGCCCCCCACCCGUCCAUGGAUCCCAACAUGAUGGGAUAUUCGACAUACUCUCAACAAUAUUACUACCCCAACUAUAUGUAUCCGCAAUACAUGGACAUGACGCAAAUACCACCUUACGAAUAUUACCCCUCUGAUCCUCGGCUUCAGGGGACGGGGACCGUGUAUUACUAG